AUGGAAGCUUCCGACCCAACAGAGAACGAUAUCGCCUUUAAUGCCUUUAUCGGUGUACUCGUUUCCGUGUGUGGAAAUGCAUUGAUCUCUGUAGCCUUGAAUGUACAGAAACUAGCACAUAACAAAAUCCAAGAACAGCAAAUGGCAAACUAUUUUGCCAAUAUGGAUGAGCCACCUCGUUGGAUAGCUACUUCGCAAAGUGCGUAUGCGGGAGGUGAAUUCUUUCCUGACGACGGAUAUUCUUCUCCACGCACUUCCGAAGACGUCUCUCGAACAGAGGAAGAAGAGGCUGAACACCGAAAAUUGAUCAUUGCCAUGGCUCAGGAACAGACCAAGAGUGGAGAAUCAGACUACCUGAAAUCUAAAUUAUGGUGGCUGGGUAUCUCUUUAAUGGUUCUUGGAGAAGUUGGAAACUUUGUUGCAUACGGAUUUGCGCCUGCUUCCACAAUUGCACCACUUGGAACUACUACACUAGUUGCCAAUGUAAUUUUGGCUCCCCUUAUGCUGAAGGAGACCUUUAGAGCACGGGAUUUCCUAGGCGUUAUUUUGGCUGUUAUGGGCGCUGCCAUUGUUGUGUUUAGUUCGAAUUCGGAAGAAACGGCGUUUUUGCCAGACAUGAUAAUGGAAGCCUUAACCCAGACACGCGCAUUGGUCUAUUUUAGUUUGACCGGGGCAGCAAUAAUAGCUCUUACAAUCCUGUCUCCAUUGUAUGGUACUCGCAGUAUCAUGAUUGACCUUGGGCUUGUAGCAAUCUAUGGCGGUUACACUGUAUUGUGUACAAAAAGUGUUUCGUCUCUUUUGAGUCUGAGUUUCUUGACAAUGUUCACAUAUCCUGUUUCCUAUAUCCUCAUCGUAACUCUUGUCGUAACUGCAGUGUUACAAAUCAAAUAUCUCAACAAAGCCCUUCAGCGCUUUGAAUCAACUCAAGUUAUACCCACACAGUUUGUGCUUUUCACUAUCUCUGCUAUUAUCGGAAGUGCGGUUCUAUACCAUGAUUUCGAUGGAAUGAGCAUGGAUCAGACAUCUAGGCAAGGAAUGAUAGAUAGAUGUGCAAUUGAAUUCUUAGGAGUGUAUUUCAUUACUUCCAAAAGAGACAAACGGCCGCCAUCUGUUUCUCUUCAGAAUGAUGGUACUACAGGAUUUAGCAAUCCUGUGCCAAGCCAAUCCACCGGAGUUGUAUCUCAGACAAUCCCAGAAGACAACACUGUGUCCAUCUUGAGGGAUCCUCCUCAGCAUGACGGCUUCCCCAGACGCACAGCUGCACAACAGUCGAAUCGUCUUUCUGGAUUGCCGAUCAACGCCGCCCGAGCCAGCGUCAGUUUCCGAACACCUAUCAUGCCAAUGUCACCCGAGGAUCGUCAGACAUCUGCUGCAGCUGCUGCAGCUGCCGCCCGCGGUCACCGGCGCAGAAGCUCGAUGUUCCGUGGUAUCUCGCUUACCUCUCAGCUCGUUGAUCGCAUGAACGAAGAAACAACCAGCAACGCUACAAUCCAACUCCCCAGCUCCCCUACUCGCCAAAACUUUGGUUUCUCGGUGGGUCAUAGGCGCGGCGACUCGACUCUGAGUACUAUCUUGACAGGGUUAGGAAACAUUGCACACGAUGCUCUUCCGGGCCAUUACAAUCACCACCAGCAGCAUCAGCAGCACCAAAAUGAUUUUGAUGCUGAUGCCAUUGAAAUCGAAAUCCCUACUGCUUCUUCCAUCGCCUCUCCUCGACUUAGCUCUGAUGGACGUGAAUUAUUACCACUCUUUGGAACAAAGAGAGAUGACGGGUUAGGGUUAGGGUUAGGAGUAGGAGUAGGAGUAGGAGUAGGAGGAGGAUCAGGGUCCAAGAGAAAUUCGGCACGACUUUUGGAAAUUGAAGAAAGUGCCGAAUAUAGAGACCUAAGUUAA
Molecule: messenger RNA, 1893 nt
Organism: Phycomyces blakesleeanus NRRL 1555(-)
Lineage: Eukaryota; Fungi; Mucoromycota; Mucoromycetes; Mucorales; Phycomycetaceae
Exons: 8
Coding region: 1-1893 (630 amino acids)
Biological process (GO): magnesium ion transport
Cellular component (GO): membrane
Molecular function (GO): magnesium ion transmembrane transporter activity
Source: RefSeq, a predicted model, not a curated record